AUGAGUGACAUUAAUACGAAACAGCCGCAAAAGAAGAGGUCGUUGAGUAGCUAUCUUUCAAAUGUCAGCACAAGGCGAGAGGAGCUGGAAAAGAUAUCCAAGCAAGAGACCCCGGAAGAAGGAGACCUCGUCAGUGAGCAGAAGGGGGAGGAGCCGUUUGCGGAAAAGCCAACUGAAGUUCAAGACACUGAUGUACCAUCUGGCGCGGAUGCUGCAAGCGCUCAUGAUGUUGCUCCAGCUAUUGCUAAUCAACCGGAAGUUGCAAUUCAGCACGAUAACGCGAGCUCGCAUGGACGUGAAGUUUAUGAGGGUGGUCCUCCUGAAACAAAUGUAGAAACGAACCAACCAACACCAGCAAAUGCUUUAUCGUCAUUAGCCGAUGUACGUAAUGUCGAUAUUCAAAGCCACCAGCCUUUCUCAAGAGACCAACUGCGAGCGAUGCUGAAAGAGCCAAAGAGAAAAACAGUCGACGAUUUCAUACAGGAAGAGGGCUUGGGAGCCACUGAAGAAAACGACUUAAGCGAUGAAGUGCUAACGGAUCCAGGACCAGGCAAAGAGGGAGAUGAUAUAGAGUAUAGUAACUCCGAUAAGGAUACAGAUGAUGUGGGAAGUGAUGAUCCGACAGCACCCAAUUCUCCAGCAAAACUAGGCCGUCGUAAAUUGGUGAGGGGCGACCAACUGGAUACGAUCACAAGCGCUAUGUUUAACAACGAAUCAGAUUCUGAGCUGUCAGAUAUCGACGAUACAAAAAAUAUUGUUUUAUCCAGUAGCUUAUUCAAAGGCGGUUCUUCUCCCAUUAAGGAAGUCAACAAAAAUUUCCAUAAUAUGAAUUCUUCGCCGGCGCAGAAUGCCCAGAAGAUCUCAGUGUCUAAAACUAAUGAUGGUAGCAAAAAACCUCAUAUAGCCGUUUCCAAACGUCCUAAACAGAAAAAGGGUAUCUAUAGGGAUUCAGGCGGAAGAACAAGGCUUCAAAUUGCUUGUGAUAAGGGUAAAUUUGACGUGGUGAAAAAAAUGCUUGAAGAAGGAGGUUACGACAUUAAUGAUCAAGAUAAUGCUGGUAACACCGCUUUGCAUGAAGCAGCUUUACAAGGCCAUAUUGAAAUUGUGGAACUACUGAUAGAAAACGGUGCGGAUGUAAAUAUUAAGUCUAUCGAGAUGUUUGGUGAUACCCCCUUGAUCGAUGCAUCUGCCAAUGGUCAUUUGGAUGUCGUUAAGUAUCUUCUAAAGAAUGAUGCGGAUCCGACUAUACGUAACGCCAAAGGUUUAACUGCCUUUGAGUCUGUUGACGAUGAAUCUGAAUUUGAUGAUGAGGAAGACCAAAACAUUUUACGUGAAAUAAAGAAAAGAUUAAGCGUAGCCACCAAAAGAUGGACUCACGGCGCAGGCCUUCACAAGGACAAAUCUAUUUAUGACAACAAUAUGGACACAACAGAUCGUCCAUGUUUCGACGAUAACACUAAACCUGAAAAUAGAAAAGACAGUGAAUCCUCUCCUAUGGUCUCAAAUAUCGAUGAAAAGGCCCCAGAGGAAGAGUUUUAUUGGACUGACGUUACUUCGAGGGCGGGCAAAGAAAAACUAUUCAAGGCCUCAAAGGAGGGACAUUUACCAUAUGUUGGUACAUAUGUAGAAAACGGUGGUAAGAUAGAUUUAAGGUCCUUUUUCGAAAGUGUUAAAUGCGGCCAUGAGGAUAUCACAAGUAUCUUUUUGGCAUUUGGGUUCCCAGUCAAUCAAACGUCGAGAGAAAGUAAAACGUCUUCUCUAAUGGUAGCUGUUGGACGUGGCCACAUUGGAACUGUUAAAUUGCUAUUAGAAGCAGGGGCGGAUCCAACAAAAAGAGAUAGGAAGGGGCAUACCGCUUUGUACUAUGCCAAAAACAGCAUAAUGGGAAUAACAAAUAGUGAGGAGAUUCAAUUAAUCGAAAAAUCGAUCGAUAAUCACUCAAAAAAACAUUUGAAUGAUGAUGACGAUGAUGACGAUGAUGACGAUGAUGACAACGAGAGAAAGUAUAAUUCGGAGGCACAUGAAAAUAGGAGAGAGAAAACGCAAUCCCCUGUACCGACAGAUCAAAGAAAUACCACACCCAAGAUUGGAGGCAAAGAUGAUGAUACUGAACUACCCAACGCUACAGGUGGCGAUUCUAGUGAUGACCGCGACGCCAAGAAUGGUGCAACUUCGGAUUUAGGUAAAAGGCAUGGAGAGAACGAAAUUGAUGGUUUUCGAUAUCCUAGUGAUUGGAAACGGCGUAAGACAAUUGCCUUGCAAAAUGAAGAAAAAUCGAAGAGUGUUUCGCCACUUUCUAUGGAGCUCCAUUCCCCCAAGAAAGCUAAGCCUGUAGAAGUGAAUAAGAUUCAUGAAGAAACCGCUGCUGAAAGAGAAGCAAGACUUAAAGAAGAAGAGGAAUACAGGAAGAAAAGAUUAGAAAAGAAGAGAAAGAAAGAACAGGAACUAUUGCAAAAACUGGCUGAAGAUGAGAAGAAAAGAAUCGAAGAACAAGAGAAACAGAAGAUCUUAGAAAUGGAAAGAUUGGAAAAAGCUACUUUGGAGAAAACUAAACAAAUGGAAAGAGAGAAAGAAUUGGAGGAAAUUUCUUAUAGGCGUGCCGUAAGGGACUUAUAUCCGCUAGGUUUGAAAAUAAUUGACUUCAAUGAUAAACGCGAUUACAGAAGAUUUUUACCACUUUAUUAUUUUGUAGAUGAAAAGGACAAUAAGCUCGUGCUCGAUCUACAAAUCACAAUAUUAUUGAAGGACAUGGACAUGCUUUUAACGGAUAAUCAAUCAAUAUCCGAGAAGUUUCCUGUGGAUCCGACCCACUUGGCGCCUCUUUGGAAUAUGUUGAAGUUCAUUUUCUUAUAUGGUGGUAAUAACGACGAAAACCAAGAUAUGUCGAGGGACAAUAAAAAAUUUGUUGUGAAUUUUGACGGUGUUGAUUUAGAUACCAAGAUUGGGUACGAGUUUCUGGAAUAUAGAAAAUUUAUCAAUUUGCCUAUGGCAUGGAUUAAAUGGGAUAAAGUUGUCAUUGACGAUCCUGCAAAAAGAAGGGAAAUAGAAGAAAGUAUGGUUCAGAUAUCUAUAAGGGAGUCUAGGCAAUUGCAAAAUGAUAAAUCCAAUGAUUCGCAACCAUCAACGCGUAAAAGGCGUUGCCUGAAAGUACCUCGGGAGUUGCCAGUCAAAUUUCAACAUCGUAUGAGCAUAUCCUCCAUUCUUCAACAAACAUCCAAAGAGUCAUUUUGGUAG
Saccharomyces kudriavzevii IFO 1802 is the source of this 3234-nucleotide messenger RNA. RefSeq names its product Hos4p (gene HOS4). The record is from RefSeq and is a predicted model, not a curated record. Bases 1 to 3234 code for a protein of 1077 amino acids. The transcript has a single exon. Gene Ontology annotation, molecular function: protein binding. NCBI's taxonomy places the organism in Eukaryota, Fungi, Ascomycota, Saccharomycetes, Saccharomycetales, Saccharomycetaceae.